Lottia gigantea (owl limpet) is the source of this 204-nucleotide messenger RNA. RefSeq lists its product as hypothetical. The record is from RefSeq and is a predicted model, not a curated record. The transcript has a single exon. The annotation marks the transcript as partial. NCBI's taxonomy places the organism in Eukaryota, Metazoa, Mollusca, Gastropoda, Lottiidae.
UUUACUAAUCAGAUUGAACCUAGGGUGAUGAUGAUGUUAUUUACUAAUCAGAUUGAACCUAGGGUGAUGAUGAUGUUAUUUACUAAUCAGACUGAACCUAGGGUGAUGAAGAUGUUAUUUACUAAUCAGAUUGAACCUAGGGUGAUGAUGAUGUUAUUUACUAAUCAGACUGAACCUAGGGUGAUGAUGAUGUUAUUUACUAAU